AUGCCGCCGGCGCUGCGCCUGCUCGCCACGGCGCUGGUGGCGCUGCUGCUGCUGUCCUCGGCAGGGGCGCAGGAGACGUGCUGGUCGGGGCCGGCGCCGCGGCGCGGGGCGUGGAUGUCCGUGGCCAGCUUCGGCGGGCGCGGGGACGGGCAGACGCUCAACACGGGCGCGUUCGCGCGCGCCGUGGCCCGCAUCGAGCGCCGCCGCGGGGCGCGGGGCGGCACGCUGCUGUACGUGCCGCCCGGGGUGUGGCUCACGGGCCCCUUCAACCUCACCUCCCACAUGACGCUCUUCCUCGCCCGCGGCGCCGUCAUCCGCGCCACCCAGGACACGUCGAGCUGGCCGCUCAUCGACCCGUUGCCGUCGUACGGGAGAGGGCGCGAGCUGCCUGGCGGGAGAUACCUGAGCUUGAUCCACGGCCAUGGUCUCCAAGACGUCUUCAUCACAGGUGAGAAUGGCACCAUUGACGGCCAAGGCAGCGUGUGGUGGGACAUGUGGAAGAAGCGCACGCUGCCCUUCACGAGGCCGCACCUGCUGGAGCUCAUGUACUCCACCGACGUCGUCGUCUCCAACGUCGUCUUCCAGGACUCGCCGUUUUGGAACAUCCACCCGGUUUACUGCAGCAAUGUAGUGAUAGCAAACGUGACUGUGUUGGCACCGCAUGACUCUCCAAACACAGAUGGAAUCGAUCUAGAUUCAAGCAGCAAUGUCUGCAUUGAGGACUCCUAUAUUUCUGCGGGCGAUGACCUGAUUUCCAUCAAGAGCGGCUGGGACGAGUACGGCAUCGCUUUUGGCCGUCCAAGCUCUGGCAUCACCAUCCGGAGGAUAACCGGGUCCGGGCCAUUUGCUGGCUUUGCAGUUGGAAGCGAGACCUCUGGUGGCGUGGAGAACGUCCUUGUCGAACACCUGAAUCUCUUCGGCAUGGGUGUUGGGAUCCAUAUCAAGACCAACUCAGGAAGGGGAGGAUUCAUCCGGAACAUCACCGUCUCCGAAGUGACAUUGCAUGGAGCUCGGUAUGGUUUGAGGAUCGCCGGUGAUGUUGGGGGUCACCCUGAUGCAUCCUACAACCCAAAUGUGCUUCCUGUUGUCUACAGCGUGACGAUUAAGAAUGUUUGGGGUGAGAACAUCCGGCAAGCUGGGCUGAUACGGGGCAUCAGGAACUCGGUUUUCAGUAACAUAUGCCUCUCAAAUGUAAAGCUCUAUGGCAGUGCAUCCAUCGGGCCAUGGAAAUGCCGAGCCGUCAGUGGCGCUGCACUUGAUGUGCAGCCAUCAAUAUGUACAGAGCUGGCUAGUACAUCUGAGACAGGUUUCUGUACAAGUUAG
Molecule: messenger RNA, 1323 nt
Organism: Miscanthus lutarioriparius
Lineage: Eukaryota; Viridiplantae; Streptophyta; Magnoliopsida; Poales; Poaceae
Source: the annotation of a GenBank genome assembly